Messenger RNA from Exserohilum turcica Et28A, 978 nucleotides. RefSeq lists its product as uncharacterized. The record is from RefSeq and is a predicted model, not a curated record. The transcript is spliced from 2 exons. Gene Ontology annotation, molecular function: tRNA 2'-phosphotransferase activity. Bases 1 to 978 code for a protein of 325 amino acids. NCBI's taxonomy places the organism in Eukaryota, Fungi, Ascomycota, Dothideomycetes, Pleosporales, Pleosporaceae. Gene Ontology annotation, biological process: tRNA splicing, via endonucleolytic cleavage and ligation.
AUGGCGAGAGGUGGUCGUGGCGGCGGCGGUCGCAAUCCAGCGAAUCAGCCCAGAGAAGUCCAGGUCUCCAAGAAGAUUAGCUGGUUACUGCGGCAUGGGGCUGAGCAGGAAGGACUCAAGCUGGGCAAGGGUGGAUAUGUGAAUUUGCAAGAUGCGCUCAACACCAAGGCCCUCCAAAGCCUCAACAUCACUUUAUCGGAAAUCCGCGACAUGGUCGCAAACAACGACAAACAGCGGUACUCGCUGAUUCCAGCAUCCGCACUGGACAAAGAAGCCUCGUCGGAAUCACCACUGCUGCAAGACAUGGCGGAAUCCGACAAUCCAGCAGACUACCUGAUCCGCGCCAACCAAGGCCACUCAAUCAAAGUCGACAACGAAGGCCUGCUCGUGCCCAUCACCGCCGAAGCAGCAAACGUCCCUGACACGGUUGUUCACGGCACUGACGAACGCGCGUGGAACCUGAUUCUCAAAGGCGGCGGCCUGCGCCGCAUGGGACGCAACCAUAUCCAUUUUGCAGCUGGACUACCCGCUGGAUUCAAGGCGCUCGACGCCAGCUCCGCUGCCGAGACAGAAGCCGCUGCUCCCGUUAUUUCGGGCAUGCGAAAGUCGUCGUCGAUUCUGAUCUAUGUUGAUAUCCAUGCUGCGCUUGCUGCGGGAAUCAAGUUUUUCCUCUCGGAGAACGGUGUUAUUCUGACAGAGGGUGAUGACAAGGGGUGUCUGUCGUAUGAGUUCUUCAAGCGGGUCGAGAGCAGGAAGAAGGAUGGUGGCGUCUUGAUGAGCGAUGGCAAGUUGCCUGAAGGCGUGGCUGUUGAUGUUGAGGGGUGGGAGAGGGAAAUCGGGGAUUCGCAAAAAGGCAGAAGGGGCGGACGGGGCGGUGGAAGAGGAGGUCGUGGUGGUCGUGGUCGUGGUGGUGGCAGGGGAAGAGGCGGGAAGCCAGAAGCAGUGGAUAACUCCAAGGACGUCGCGGCUGAAGCAUGA